CAUUUUAUCCUCCUCUCCUUACAAUCGACAGCCAGUUUCUUCAGUUCUUCACCUGAAUCGACAACCACCAUCAUACCAGUUUUAAGACGGCAGACCAAGGGUCUUCAUCCUUCCCAACUGAAUGCGACAAUUGAAUCGUUUCGCAUCCAAGCCUCAAACCGUUAGAGUUGCACUUGAAAUUGAUGAAUGGGAGGUCAAAUCGAUUAAUGGUAGUUAGAUUCGAGAAAAUUGAAGAACCGUCGUUCUAGGGUUCCAACCACUUCAUGGUCUCCGGCAAUGGUGGCACUCGGAAGUAAAUAUUUUAAGGAACUCUGGCUGUUCAUGUCAUAUUUUGGUUUAAACUCGAACAAAACACAGCUAUGGAGUAUGUGCUCUUCUUCUAUUUGCCACCAUGAUCGAUGCUUUCAUCUUUGCAUCUUAACGCAGAUGCUCUAACUGGAACUUUUAAAUCAGAUGGACGGGUUUGACCAGACAGUAAAUGUUAAGGUUAUUACGGCAACUAACCGUGCUGAUACUUUGGAUCUGAUUGUUCUCCCUGGUAGGCUUGAUCGCAAGAUUGAGUUUUGUUUGCGCAAUAGGAUUCUGUCAAGCAAUAUAAAGUGAAUUUACCAGACGAGCUCUCAAAGAUUAUAAAGGAUAAAAUAAUGAAGCUGGGAGGGCAAACAGUUAUAUUUGGCGGAACAAGAAAAAGUGCCCAAACGUUACAUGAGGCACUUGUUAAGCAUGGUUAUGCGGUAACAACAAUUGAAGGUGCUCUUACACAAGACGACAAAGAUAAGAUAAUCGAAGAAUUCAAAGACGGGUUGACUCAGGUUCUAAUAUCAACACAUUUUCUUGCUCAGGGGUUUGAUCAAUGUCAGGUUAAUCUGGUGGUUAACUAUGAUCUCCCAGCUAUAUUUGAUGAUCCUACAGAGCUUGACAAUGAAGCAUACUUGCACCGCGUAGGUAGAGCAGGACGGUUUGGUCGCAAGGGAGUUGCAUUCAAUUUACUAUGUGGUGAUGACGACAACAUACUUAUGGAAAAAAUCGAGAGACACUUUCAUGGUGUUACCGAGGUGCCAAGUGAUGGCGACUUCAAAGAUGCGUUGAAGAAAGCUGGUUUGAUGUAAAUUUUUUGUGUUGGUCUUUCAUUUAAUGGAGAACUUUCGUCUUGGUCCUUUAUCUAAUGUUUGACUUCUAAGUCCUUAAUCUAAUGUUUAACUUCAAAAUCCUUAAUCUAAUGUUCAACUUCAAAGCUGAACAACGAGUUAACAGUUUUUUAAUGGAUAUGUGAUAUGGAUUUUCCAUUAAUGUUUUUGUUUAUUGGAUGUGUGAUAUGGAUUUUGUAUUAGUUGGUUUGGGUAACUGUCUUUGUUUAUGAAUAUAGAACUUCAAAGCUGGAGUCUUAUACUCUACCGACAAAAUUGAUAUCCAAUGUAGCUUGACACGUUGGAUUUUGUAUUAGUUGGUUUGGGUAACUGUCUUUGUUAAAUGAAUACAUGUUACUGUUAUUAUUAUUCUUCUAAUUUAUGUUUUGUUGAACUUGCAGUGCAAAAAAUGCAAUGCUUCUAUGCCUCUAGGUGAUUACAACACAUCUUCUUUGACUCCAUUCUUGCUGUUUGUUUCUAAAAUCUUAAAGGUCAAAGUAUAAUCCAAUAGGAAUGAUCAAAU
Molecule: messenger RNA, 1650 nt
Organism: Helianthus annuus (common sunflower)
Lineage: Eukaryota; Viridiplantae; Streptophyta; Magnoliopsida; Asterales; Asteraceae
Product: DEAD-box ATP-dependent RNA helicase 38
Exons: 6
Coding region: 645-1109 (154 amino acids)
Biological process (GO): poly(A)+ mRNA export from nucleus
Cellular component (GO): nucleus; cytoplasmic stress granule
Molecular function (GO): RNA binding; RNA helicase activity
Source: RefSeq, a predicted model, not a curated record